UGUUGUUAGGUUUAUUUAAUUGCGCGUAUUGACAAUCAAAUUAGGAAAUUUUCUAAAAAAAAAUUCUCUAUUUUGUUAGGAUUUGUUUCCCAAUCCAAUAUUAAUUAGGAAACUUUUCGUGUAUAUAUAUAUAAAUGCAUUAUGUGAAUUCUACUCACAAAAUUUACUUACUUGUAAUACUUGCUUUUUCUUCAAUGGCGAAAAUGUACGGAAUCGAAUUCUAUGGUGAUGAAAUCCAAGUGACUGUUUCGAAGAAUGCCGUCGUUGUUAAUGACUGGAUUCUGGAAACUGUGCAGCUGCAUCGCCGGAGACAUCACAAACUUGUAGUUGGGCUUGAUAUCGAGUGGCUGCCCUGUUUCAACCCUGACGAAAAUCACCCUGUCGCUCUUCUCCAGCUCUGUGUAGGACGGCGUUGCUUACUCUUCCAACUCCUCCACAGAGAUGGCGUUCCAGCAUAUCUCGCCGAGUUCCUUGUGGAUUCCAAUGUGAAGUUUGUUGGAGUCGGGGUUGAAGGAGACGCGGAGAAAUUGCUCCGCGAUCAUAAGCUGUUCGUUUCGAAUACUGUGGAUUUGAAUCGAUUGGCGUUGUCGGUUUACGGAGAGGAAGUGUAUGGGAAGAUGGGAUUGAAGAGAAUGGCGAAAGAGGUACUUGGGAAAGUGAUGGAGAAGCCAAAGAACGUGACAUUGAGUAAGUGGGAUGCUGAGGAGUUGGUGUAUGAACAAGUUGAAUAUGCUGCUAUUGAUGCUUUUAUGUCGUUUGAGAUCGGCAAAACUUUGCUUAAUUUAGUGUGGAAGAGAGAGAGAGAGAGGCAGUAUUUGAAUUGCCAUUAUCAACCACCGCCAUUGUUGCUGCUUCAACAUACUCAGGGGAUGUUUCAAACAUUUGCUCUCUUUUCAGUCUGAUAGAAUUGAAUGUAUUAGUAGCAGUUUACAUAGCAUUCACUUUUUAGUAUAUAAAUAUAAUAUGAGAAAUAUAUUAUUUUCUUAAAAGUUGGAUCAGUCUUUUCCCAUAAUUUUUUUUUAUCAAAUGAGAGUUUCCUUUCCUCAAUGAAUGAAUAUUUCAACUGUACAAUGUUUCUCUAAACCACAUCCCUUGUGUUUAUAAUAACAGCAGGUGUUUAACAGGGAUAAAAGAAAUAAAAACCUAUAUCCCUACAGCUAAAUAAGCUUUCAUCAUACAACUGAUGUUACAAAAAGUAGCUAAACAAAAAAGAAGAAAAAA
Molecule: messenger RNA, 1221 nt
Organism: Solanum pennellii
Lineage: Eukaryota; Viridiplantae; Streptophyta; Magnoliopsida; Solanales; Solanaceae
Product: Werner Syndrome-like exonuclease
Exons: 1
Coding region: 135-902 (255 amino acids)
Biological process (GO): nucleobase-containing compound metabolic process
Cellular component (GO): nucleus; cytoplasm
Molecular function (GO): 3'-5' exonuclease activity; nucleic acid binding
Source: RefSeq, a predicted model, not a curated record